AUGAUCCUCGGCCUUCUCUUUUGCUUAUUUUUCACCGUUCAAGCUGGAAGCUUAACGCUGCUAGAUAAGUCAACAUCUGACUGUUUGGCGGAGUGCAACUCUACCUUCAGGUCUGCUUGUGAACGAGGAUGCGUAUACGCGUAUGCGUUGACUAAGGCACCUAAGUCUUCUCCAUUUAACCCAUCCUGUACUGAUUCAUGCAAGGACUUUUACUCCAACUCGGUCGAGGAAGUGAAAACCUGUAUCUUUGGCUGCAAUGGCUAUAUCAACAGUGGCGAGAAACCUCAAAAUAGCUGGUUCAGUUCUAUCUUGGACCGUUUUAGAUCCCUUAUUGGCAAAAUAAGCGGUCAACUGACAUUCUCACAGAACACCGCUCCUGAAACUCAGCCGAUUUCGCAGCCUGACGAUCAAUCUAUCGUGACCCGCAUUCGAAUCUUUUAUUUCGCCCGUCCUGAGGAAUCAGAAGAUACCCCACGUAUAGCUUUUCCGGUCGUUCGUGAUACGUCUUCGUCGUUUCAUUCGGACUUGCAGCAGGACAAGAAAAGCGGUUUGGUUAAGGGCGACGAAGAACAUCGUCAAGUUGUGGACAAUUCACGCAACGUUAACAGAAGCUGGCAAUUUGCUUGUCUGCUACGAAGCGCAUUCGCCGAUCCCAUCAAACUUCUCUUUCUGGUUACACUUGUGGCUCUUCUUGUUCUACUGGUUGCUCAGUUUGUGCUGUGCAUUCAUCGACAGAGACGUUUUGCUCAUUAUAGCUACGUCGCUUUGCCCACUUACGCGGAAGCUGUCGACAUCAAGUUUCUUCCCUGUCUCGCUAUCCUCGUUAGCCCGCGUGGAUUCAUCGGCACAAAUUUUCGUCCUUUGCGGGCUUUACGAUUUACCUCCCAGAAUACCGCGAUGGUGAAUUGCUCUUACGAGUAUGUAAAGAACUUCGAGAUUAACGACAAAUGUCUGCCCCACACGUGGAUCGUUGUUCGCAUCGACGGGCAAGGUUUCCGCAGAUUCAGCGAGAAACAUUAUUUCCAAAAACCCAAUGAUAAGCGUGCUUUAGCAUUGUCUUGUAGAGCAGCCGAAAGUGUUAUGAUGCGUCAUGCGGACAUCAUCCUUGCUUACGGACAAUCAGAUGAGUUUAGUUUUGUAUUCCGCCGAUCCACCAUCGAAUUUAAUAGACGAGCAAGCAAAUUAUCCAGUACCGUGGUCUCUCUCUUCGCCUCCUCGUACGUACUCGCCUGGUCCGACUACUUACCGGAUACCAAGCUGUUGUAUCCACCUUCCUUUGAUUCUCGCGUCGUUUUGUACCCAACAAACCAGACUCUUCGAGACUAUCUCAGUUGGCGUCAAGUUGAUUGUCACGUCAACAAUCUUUACAACACAUGUUUUUGGAAGCUGGUUUAUAAUGGUUCCUUGACUCCAUCCGAAGCGGAAGAGCGGCUACGUGGAACGGUAUCCUCGGAUAAGAACGAAAUUUUGUUUUCCCAAUUCGGAUGCAAUUACAACAACGAGCCGGAGCUAUUUCGGAAAGGAACAGUCAUCUUCCGUAAAAAGGAACCGAAGGGAUCACUUGAACAAGCUAACGUCGACAUAAUCGGAGACACCUUUUGGAAGGCGCAUCCAGAAAUACUAGAACCUGACUGA
Messenger RNA from Dicrocoelium dendriticum, 1635 nucleotides. Lineage: Eukaryota; Metazoa; Platyhelminthes; Trematoda; Plagiorchiida; Dicrocoeliidae. The record is from the annotation of a GenBank genome assembly.